AUGCCUCAGAACGAGUACAUCGAGCGCUGGCAGAAGCAGCACGGUAAGCGCCUUGACCACGAUGAGCGUCAGCGCAAGCGCCAGGCCCGUGAGGGACACAAGCAGUCGCACGAUGCGCAGAACCUGCGUGGUCUGCGUGCCAAGCUGUACCAGCAGCAGCGCCACAAGGAGAAGAUUCAGAUGAAGAAGCGCAUCAAGGCCCAGGAAGAGAAGAACGUCAAGUCCGCCGCGCCCGACGAGCCUUCCAAGACCCCUCUGCCCCAGUACCUGCUCGACCGUUCGCAGGAGACCAACGCCAAGGCCCUCUCCAGUGCCAUCAAGGAUAAGCGUAAUGAGAAGGCCGCCAAGUUUGCUGUUCCCUUGCCCAAGGUCAAGGGUAUCAGUGAGGAGGAGAUGUUCAAGGUUGUCAACACCGGAAAGAAGACCCACAAGAAGUCCUGGAAGCGUAUGAUCACCAAGCCUACUUUCGUUGGUAACGACUUCACCCGUCGCCCCGUCAAGUACGAGCGCUUCAUUCGCCCCAUGGGUCUGCGUUACAAGAAGGCCAAUGUCACACAGUAUGUUUACUCUGGCACAAUCGCAAUUCCCGAGCUUGCUGUCACUGUUCAGCUACCCAUUCUCUCCGUCAAGAAGAACCCCCAGAACCCUCUCUAUACUCAGCUGGGUGUCUUGACUAAGGGAACAAUUAUCGAAGUCAACGUCUCUGAGUUGGGUCUCGUUACCACCUCCGGUAAGGUCGUCUGGGGUAAAUGGGCCCAGGUUACCAACACCCCCGAGAACGACGGAUGUGUCAACGCUGUCCUCUUGGUCUAA
This is a messenger RNA of Penicillium olsonii, 813 nucleotides long. The record is from the annotation of a GenBank genome assembly. NCBI's taxonomy places the organism in Eukaryota, Fungi, Ascomycota, Eurotiomycetes, Eurotiales, Aspergillaceae.